AUGAAGACUGCUCUGAUCGGCUCGAUUGCCCUGAGCCUAUUGCCGGGCGCAAUUGCUUCCCCCAGUGGGUUUAACCCUGACGAUAUCGUCUUCGCGCGUGCGCUCCCUGAUGCGCCCGACGGAUACGUGCCAACUUCCGUCAGCUGCCCAGCGAGCCGGCCGACAAUUCGUAGUGCCGCGAAGCUCUCCCCCAACGAGACCUCAUGGCUCAAGACUCGCCGUGAGAAGGCCCUGACAGGCUUGAAAGACUUCUUUGGACAUGUGAAAGUCGGUGACUACGAUGUGGUCUCCUACCUGGACAAGCACUCCUCCAACACCUCGAACAUCCCUAAUAUCGGUAUUGCCGUGUCGGGCGGUGGAUACCGUGCGCUGAUGAACGGUGCUGGUGCCAUCAAGGCCUAUGAUAGUCGAACCUAUAAUGCGUCCACCAGUGGGCACUUGGGUGGUCUGCUGCAGUCAGCUACCUAUCUGGCCGGUCUGAGCGGAGGCAGUUGGCUGCUUGGAUCCAUCUACAUCAACAAUUUCACCACCAUCGAUAAGCUGCAGACUCACAAAGAUGGUUCCGUGUGGCAGUUUGGAAACUCGAUCAUUGAGGGUCCUGAUACUGGCGGUAUCCAGAUCUUGGAUUCGGCAAGCUACUACAAGGACCUUGCAGAGGCGGUCGAGUCAAAGAAGAAGGCCGGCUUCGAUACCUCGCUCACUGAUAUCUGGGGCCGCGCACUCUCAUACCAGAUGUUCAACGCUUCCAACGGUGCGCUCAGCUACACCUGGUCAUCCAUUGCCGAUACCACUGAGUUCAAGGACGGAAACUACCCCAUGCCAAUGGUGGUCGCGGAUGGUCGUAACCCUGGUGAACUUGUGGUCGGAAGCAACUCGACUGUUUACGAAUUCAACCCUUGGGAGUUUGGCACUUUCGACCCCACUAUCUUCGGUUUCGUCCCACUGAAGUAUCUGGGCUCACGCUUCGAAGCUGGUUCCCUCCCUAGCAAUGAGAGCUGUAUCAGCGGAUAUGACAGCGCCGGUUUCGUGAUUGGAACCUCCUCCACCCUUUUCAACCAGUUCCUGCUCCAGAUCAACACUACCUCGCUUCCCACUUUUGUGAAGAAUGUCUUCACUAGCAUUCUUGAGAAGUUGGACAAGUCUGAUAAUGAUAUUGCGGCAUACGACCCUAACCCCUUCUACCAUUACAACAACCACUCGUCACCAUAUGCCCGUCAGACUGAGUUGGACGUUGUCGACGGUGGUGAGGACGGACAGAAUGUCCCCCUGCACCCCCUGAUCCAGCCCGAGCGUCACGUCGAUGUGAUCUUCGCCGUCGACUCUUCAGCCGAUACCGACUACUACUGGCCCAACGGUACAUCUCUGGUCGCAACCUACGAGCGUAGCUUGAACAACACCGGUAUCGGCAAUGGUACUGCCUUCCCUGCAGUUCCCGACGUCAACACCUUCGUCAACCUCGGUCUCAACACCCGCCCAACCUUCUUCGGCUGUGACAGCUCCAACAUCAGCGGCCCCGCCCCUCUGGUCGUCUACGUCCCUAACGCUCCAUACUCCUUCCACUCCAACGUCUCCACCUUCCAGCUGAGCACCGACGACACUGAGCGUGACAACAUCAUCCUGAACGGAUACGAGGUCGCAACCAUGGCCAACAGCACUCUCGAUGGUAACUGGACAUCCUGUGUUGGCUGCGCCAUCCUCAGCCGCUCUUUCGAGCGCACAGGCACCACCCUCCCCGACAUUUGCAACACCUGCUUCGACCGCUACUGCUGGAAUGGCACUGUCAACGCCACCGUGCCCGCAAACUACAACCCCACAACCUACCUGGCUGACAAUGCCGGUUCAGCCAUGCUGCCCACCAUGCUUUCGGCGGUUGUUGCUGCUGGUGUGGCUCUCUUCACCCUGGUAUAA
This is a messenger RNA of Penicillium salamii, 1908 nucleotides long. NCBI's taxonomy places the organism in Eukaryota, Fungi, Ascomycota, Eurotiomycetes, Eurotiales, Aspergillaceae. The record is from the annotation of a GenBank genome assembly.